AUGGUGCAAUCCUUUGGAUACACGAUCUACCGACAAGGACGCGAUCUACUGAUGACACAUAUGGGUGGAUACCGCGCUCAAUCCGUCAUGAUCAUGUUCGUACUGGGUAGGAAAUUUGAGUUCGGCCAGUUCGAAGCCGCGGCAGCAGCGGGCUCCCGGGGUACUAAAAAAGCCGAACUGAGCAAACAUGCAGCUUCAAACAAGUAUGAUGGAAGGCUCCAGGCCAAGAUUCUUCAUCUUUCAAAAUAUGACUUGGCUGGAAGUAUCGGCGAGAAAUGGAGAAAAGAUUUGGAUGAUGUGACGUUCUUGGAGCCUGCCAAACGAAGGAAGCAGGAGUUGGCUGCCUUGGCCAAUAGAGUCGAGGUUGGAGGCGGUGGCAAGUCGGAGGUGGAGUCGGAGGUGGCAGCGGCGGGGUUGUAG
Messenger RNA from Phytophthora nicotianae INRA-310, 420 nucleotides. RefSeq lists its product as hypothetical. Bases 1 to 420 code for a protein of 139 amino acids. The transcript has 2 exons. The record is from RefSeq and is a predicted model, not a curated record. Lineage: Eukaryota; Oomycota; Peronosporomycetes; Peronosporales; Peronosporaceae.